Messenger RNA from Pocillopora damicornis (cauliflower coral), 1375 nucleotides. RefSeq lists its product as uncharacterized. Gene Ontology annotation, molecular function: protein binding. The record is from RefSeq and is a predicted model, not a curated record. NCBI's taxonomy places the organism in Eukaryota, Metazoa, Cnidaria, Anthozoa, Scleractinia, Pocilloporidae.
UCUGGGUGAUUUCAAAAAAGGCAAAAAAUACUACAAUCUACAUCUUGAAAUAGCUAAAGAAGUAGAAGAUAAGCAUGGGGAGGGUUCUGCUUAUGGCAAUCUUGGCAAUGCUUAUUUCAGUCUGGGAAAUUUAGAAAAAGCCAUAGAGUACUAUAACCUACAUCUUGAAAUAGCUAAAGAAGUAGGAGACAAGCAUGGGGAGGGUGUUGCUUAUGGCAAUCUUGGCAAUGCUUAUGACAGUCUGGGAGAUUUAAAAAAAGCCAUAGAUUACUAUAACCUACAUCUUAAAAUAGCUAAAGAAGUAGGAGACAAACAUGGGGAGGGUAAAGCUCAUGGAAAUAUUGGCAUUGUCUAUCAAACUGUGGGAGAAUUGAUAAAGGCUAAGAAGUCGUACAACCUGGUGCUUAAAAUAGCUAAAGAAGUAGGAGACAAAUCCUCGGAGGCAAUGGCCCACCGUUCAUUAGGACACCUUUUUGAGUCGCAGGGUGAACUGCCAAAAGCCGUUGAACAUUACCAAGCUAGCAUAAACUUAUUCAAUUCCUUGAGAGAACUUCUAAAAUCUAAAGAUGAGUGGAAAGUUAAUUUUCGAAAUCAGCAUCAAAUGGCGUAUACGGGUUUGUGGAGAGUUCUCGUAGAACAAGGUAAUGUAGAUGAAGCCUUAUUUGUUGCCGAGAAAGGACGAGCUCAAGCUCUGACCGACCUCAUGGAAUCCAGUUUUUGUGGUGGAACAAGUCACCACAGGGGAGAAGAUGAAGAUUUCACAGUUUUAAAAAACGUUCCAUCAAACACUGUCUUUCAGGCAGUGGACAAAGCUAACGUCAAUCUUUGGGUUGUUUCCGAAGGAAAACAAAUUCGGUUAAGACAAAGUAAACUCAAAGGUUUUGUUUCAGAGAAUAGUGGAGUUAGCCAGUCCUUUGAGUCGUUCAUGCUCGGUGUCUAUACACAACUUGGUGUUCGUUCUAAUGUGAGAUGCGAGAAUCGAUCUUUAGAUGCUUUGAGGGAGGGCCGUUCAAAAGUGGAUGAGAAAACCAAAGAAGCCAACCCUCAACCUCACAUCCAACAAGACGGAUGCUUGAGCACUUUGUAUGAAAUCUUUAUGAAGCCGGUGGCUGACUUGAUUGAAGGGGAUGAGCUACUCAUUAUUCCUGAUGGACCCCUGUGGAUCGCUCCUUUUGCUGCAUUGAAGGAUGGUAAUUCUAAAUACCUGUGUGAAUCGUUCACAAUCCGAGUCGCUCCAUCGUUAGCAAGUCUGAGACUCAUUGCCGAUUGCCCAGAUGAUUAUCACAAAAGCAGUGAUGCGUUACUUGUAGGAGAUCCGUGCGUAUCAGAGGUUACUAACAGCGAGGGAGAGAAAGUCCUCGAGCAGCUUCCGUGU